AUGAGCUCGAAGAUGGCCACCAAUGGCCCUCACGCCGCCGGCAUCUUCGCCGACAUGACAGUGGAUGGCCCUGAGAUUGGAACACUGGUUUUGAUCGUAGACCGAGCGAAGAACCUCCCGAAUCGCAAGACGAUGGGCAAGCAGAACCCGUACUGCGCGGCGAGACUAGGCAAAGAAGCACGGAAGACCGAGACAGACAAGCGAGGUGGGCAGACGCCGCGAUGGGACCAGGAACUGCGAUUUACAGUGCACGACUCGCCGGACUACUACACUCUGAAAGUCUCGGUCUUCAGCGAGGACAAGAGGACCGAUCUUAUCGGCGAAGCGUAUGUCAGCCUCAACGAUGUCGUGGUGCCUGGAGGCGGGAAGAGCGAUCAAUGGCAAGGCUUAAACUGCAAGGGCAAAUACGCUGGUGAGAUCAGGAUCGAGAUGACCUACUACGAUACGAGGGAGAAGCCGGACAAGCAGCAUGAGGCAGGCAUGUCCGUUGCGGAUGAGCUGAAGCAGCAGUAUGGCAGCUUGAACACCAAGGUCAAGAGAAGACCGCUGCCAGUCAAUCCAAAUGCGCCGGCUACGCAGGCGGUUGUGAUACCCGACCGAGCUCUCCCCGGACGAGCAAAGCAUGGCCCACGAGACUAUUCGACGCCGGCACGAGCAGCGUCGCUGCCACCGGAAGCACCAAAGACGUUCAACUAUCCGCACUCGCAGGCCACCUUGUUCGGGCAGAAGCCUGUCACGGCACAACCACAGUCAGCAGGGCCAACGCCAGCCGCGGUAGAAUCACAACGCGUGGUAUCAGAAUAUGGCGAGUACGAUCCAAACCUUGGCCCAGAGCUGUACAGCACUUCACCAACCCCGGCACAACCAGACUUCCUCCCUGAGCUGGGGCCGAGCCGAAGACAGCGCUCUCCUCUUCAUCCUCAGGCGAAUUAUGCGCAACGACAGUUGCCUCCUCAACAACAUGCCAGACCGCCGGCUUUGCAACACGCCAAUUCUGCCCCGGCCGUUCCAGAAACCCACGGGUACGAGGACAACUCGCUGUUGAGGACCGACUAUCCUGAAGCGAUACCUGAUCUCGAUCAUCAGUACCAGCAGGUUCGUCAGCGUAGGAAUGACGUACCACCGGGAUGGGAGAAUGAGUAUGGAAGUCCUCAAGCUGCCAGACAGCCGUAUGUCGAAGACGACUUCGAACCGUCGCCGCCUCCUCCGCCACCACCAAUGCACAGCCACAGCUCUCCGGCAGUACCACAUUACAACUCGCCUCACAGCCAAGCACAUCCACCAGCAAGGGGGUACGGCACUACGCCUCCGGCUAGACGACAAGAGUAUGUCCCAAGCUCGUCGCCCCGACAAAGUAUCGAGCGUGAUUACGGGCCACAACAAACACCUCCUAGUCUAAGUAUUGGUCGUCCCAGACGUGGCCAGUCCUUCGACGAGUACGGCGAUUCGCCAUAUCAAGCGAGCUAUGGCUCUACUCCCAAUCUGAUGUCGCCGCAGCAAACGCCACCGCCUGGAAGGACACCACCAUAUGGUAGACAGCAUCCAGGAAGGCACAGUGUUACUGAUUUGUACAGUACACCUUCACGGCCACAUCCUCUGUCUCAGGAAGUAUCGCGGGCCCGGAGCCCCAAUCCUUACGCACAGAGCGCACCUCGGUCUCGAAGCCCAAAUCCGUACGCCCAGGAAAGUGCCGAUCCAUCGCCGUACCAGAAUGGCUAUCGAGGUAGAGAGCUGGCGCCGCUCGCAAGGCCGCGAGCCGCAUCUCCACAACCGCCAGCACAGCAUACGCCCGACUCAAGGCCUAAGAGUUCUUACAGCAUCCAGCAUCCGGUGCGAGCAUUCGAGUCCGCAGAUGCUAGCCCGCUAUCGACAUCACAGCUGGGAUCAGGCAGAGCAUUUCCAGCCCGGAAGUCAGUCUCGCCUCGACCCUCCAUGUCAGAAGGGAGCCGUUCUGCCAUACCCUUUUCUCCAGAUGACUUUGGUGCCAAUGGGGCUUCGCAGCAGCCUGGUGGCUCUUCUCCGACUCGCAACGGACCUAUCGUUGGCUGGCAUGGUCAGGAGAUAGAUCCAUCUGACCAUCUUCCAGUAGAAGCGUGGGCGCCUGAGCCGGAGCCCAAAGUACCGAACAGGACAUAUGGACUUGGUCGCGACAGAGACUUUGGACCCAGGGGACAAGGUAUCAUGACUACUGGAGGCCGAAUGUCAAAAGACACCAUGGUCAACGUUCGGCCCAGACAACAGUCAGCACCACCAGAGCCAGUACCCGAGCCGCAGCCAUCCAAGAUCAGAGCGCGAUUGGUCAAGAAGAGCGCGCCGCCAAUGGAACCUUUACGAGAUCAUGCCAACUUCAAUUCUGUUCCAAACUCAUACGAGCAGCAAAACUAUUCACGAGGAUUCCGUGAUCGCAGCCCUGGACCUGUCGACGAUCGAAUGGCUUAUGAGAACGCAUAUGGACCACCUUCCAUUCCGCCCAAAGUACCUUUGCAGCAGCCAGACUACGGACCUGACGCGCUGUCGAGAGAGCUUUCUACUAUCGAUAUUGGCACGGGGAGAAGGCAAUCCCCAGCUUCAUACGUGCCUGUUAGGAGUCAUCGGGAUAGAAACAGCUACUAUUAG
Molecule: messenger RNA, 2616 nt
Organism: Fulvia fulva
Lineage: Eukaryota; Fungi; Ascomycota; Dothideomycetes; Mycosphaerellales; Mycosphaerellaceae
Product: Ingression protein fic1
Exons: 2
Coding region: 1-2616 (871 amino acids)
Source: RefSeq, a predicted model, not a curated record